Folsomia candida is the source of this 1924-nucleotide messenger RNA. Its product is annotated as facilitated trehalose transporter Tret1-2 homolog. Gene Ontology annotation, cellular component: membrane. The transcript has 10 exons. NCBI's taxonomy places the organism in Eukaryota, Metazoa, Arthropoda, Collembola, Entomobryomorpha, Isotomidae. Gene Ontology annotation, biological process: carbohydrate transport; transmembrane transport. Bases 249 to 1709 code for a protein of 486 amino acids. Gene Ontology annotation, molecular function: sugar transmembrane transporter activity. The record is from RefSeq and is a predicted model, not a curated record.
UGGGUGAUAUUAUGCAUGUUCUACUACUCUGCUACGAAUAAGCCCAUUAAUUAUGAAUACAUAAUUUUCCGUGAACUAAUUAUAUAAAUGAGAUUGCGACGCUGUUUUUCAGCUCACUCUCCUCCGCGUCGUUAUCUUGUCAACGUCGGUAGACGACGAGGACGACGAUCAGAAAAAAGGGUGGUAAUGGGUUGAAACUCGUUAAAACAUAAUUUUGCGACAAACAAUAAAACAAACAGGGUGAUAAGAUGAUGACGGCGUACGACGAAAAAGAGAACGUGCCAGGUGACGGUGAUAAGGAUAAUUCUUCUGGGUCGUUAUUCAAGCCAAAAAUCUAUCCACAAGUGUUAGCAACGCUGGCAGCCACGCUGGCAGCCUUUGGAAUGGGGACGGUGGAGGCCUGGACGUCCCCCGCAUUGCCUAAAAUGGAGGAGGAACCCUUCGGUCGCCUGGAUAAGAACGUGCUGGGAUUUAUCGCGUCCUCCGCCCUGCUUGGUGCAAUGGCGUCCGGACCACCGAUCGGAUUUCUGGUCAAUACGAUGGGUCGGAAAGGAGUCCUUAUCAUGGUUAGCGUCGUUUUCGUGACGGGAUACGCUCUCAUGGCUGCCUCCCACAAUUUGACAAUGUUCUUCAUCGGUCGUGUCCUCACAGGAAUUUGUGCUGGUGGUGCGAGUUUAGUGGCGCCGAUUUAUGUGGCAGAAAUCAGUGAGAAAAGUCGUCGUGGUCUGUUUGGGUCGAGUUUCCAACUGAUGGCGACGCUGGGCAUACUUUUCACCUACGUUUUGGGAACGUUUGUGAGUUGGCAGUGGUUGGCUGUUGGCUGUGGCGUGGGACCCUUGAUUGGUCUCAUUCUUCUCCUCUGGGUCCCAGCCUCGCCGAGGUACCUUCUCUCCAGGAAGAAGAACGACGAGGCCAUGGCUGCCCUCAUGUGGCUCAGAGGAGCCGAUUGUCCGGAACAAGUCCAUCCAGAGUUUCAGUCGAUCAUGGCGAAUCUCACCAUGUACUCGCAUAAGAAAAAAUCGAUCCGAGAUUUUUUCAAAAUGCGGACAAUUAAGCCGAUGGGAAUCUGUCUCAUGCUCCUCCUCUUCCAACAACUCUCCGGCAUCGAAGCUGUCCUCAUGUACACGGUCCACAUUUUCCGAGAAGCCGGCUCAAAUUGGGAUCCUAACUACUGUGCCAUAAUUGUCGGGGCGCUCCAAGUGGUCGCCACCUUCAGCGAAGUCGUCAUCGUUGACCGUGCAGGGAGAAGAAAGCUUCUUCUCCUCUCUGAAUUGGGCGCUGCCGUGUCCACGUUGAUGUUGGCAGCAUUUUUCUACUUUAAAGAAACCGACCCCCACGCUGUGGAUGGAUUUGGGUGGAUCCCACUCCUCAGUUUGGCCGGAUUCAUUACAUUCUUCGCCAUCGGAAUUGGACCCGUGCCAUUUCUGCUCAUUGGGGAGCUCAACAGUCCUCGCAUGGUGGGCCUGGCGUCCGCCAUUGGCACCUCGGUCAACUGGGGGUUCGGCUUCACGGCGACCUUUGGGAUGAUUUAUGUCGAAACUACUCUUGGCGUUCACUGGUGUUUCGCCAUGUUUGCGGGCAUUUCCUUCCUGGGCGUAGCCUUCGUCUGGCUGUGCUGUCCGGAGACGAAAGGACGCACGAUGGAGGAGAUUCAGAAGUAUUUCCAAAAAGUAAAGAAAGUCCAAGAAGUCGUCACCGCGGCGGCGUGAUCAAGUUGAAGUAAAUCUUUGCAUGAAAUCUAGCUACAAAUUCCAUUCGUGGGAAACGAGAUACGUAAUGAAAUGUAAUAAAUAGCAAGAAGAAUAGAGUGAGAUGAGCCCUCUGAUCUGAUGAUAUUUUUAAUACUCUGUUCGAAUUGUGCGACUGUGAUGUAAAAAAUAAGUGUAAUAAUAAAGUAAAGAAUGAAGUGCGAAAAAAUAGAAAA